Molecule: messenger RNA, 2283 nt
Organism: Symbiodinium sp. CCMP2592
Lineage: Eukaryota; Dinophyceae; Suessiales; Symbiodiniaceae
Source: the annotation of a GenBank genome assembly
AUGGAAGCAGCUCCUAACUUCUCUCCUGUGGCUUCAGAGCUACGGGGGCAGGGUCAGGAAGCCCCAGGUGUUGAAGAGUCUGAUGCGUGCACCGGCAAGCCGCUGCCUGCUGAAAGUGAGUUGGGGUUUGAUAAUCAUCUUGAGCGUCUUUGCGAGGAGCUUGAGGAGGCAGGGACAGGGCGGCCUUUGCCUUCGCAUCUUGAUGCUUUCGUGCCUUCAGAAAUAGAUAGUGAGCAGCGAGAAGCUUGUGUGCGCGAUCGAAAGUCUGCAAGGGAAGUGGUCAAUUGUGCUGACAGCAGCUUGCUUAACGAUGCUUUGGGGGAUUCCGUGCUUGCUCUGGGAAGGAGUGUAGUAGACAUUCCUUUGCCUUGGGAGCAGGAGAGCAUGAGUUUGGUCUUUGGAGAAGAUGAUUCAGUAACAAAGCUUUUGGCAGGUCUCCCGAAGCACAUACCAGUGCCUGCUGUGUCCAGCUCCAGUAUCCAGCCUUCAGACCUUGUUGCCGAGCCACCGGCAAAGCGUGCGCGACAGAUGCCUGAGAGUGGGGAGUGUUUCAGGGUUGCUAUUUCUUCAAGGGCCUACGACAGUUACGCGGAAAAGGAGGAGGCUCAAUGGCGACGUGCUCUUGAGAAGUGGCUGGUCAUUCUUACUGAGUGCCCUGGUUCGUCAUAUAUCGGAGAAACGGUUGCCAUCCAAAAGACUGAUGACGCAAUUGAAACUUUGCGUGAACUCUUUGGGCGAAAGAGUGGCAGUACAGUCAUGAAAAGGGGAUCGGCCCUCAUGGGAUACCUCUCAUGGGGGCGAAAGGAAUGCAGGGGCAGUGACCUUUUCCCUUUCAAGUCCUCGCAUCUGGAUGGAUACUUGAAGCACCUGAAGAGAGAGAAGCGGCCAGCCGGGGCUUUCACCAGUUUCCAGGAGUGUGUGAAUUUUGCAAUACAUGUGGUCGGCAUUGCUGUCGAUGAGUCCGUCAUAGGACCAAAGCAAAGCACUGUGUGGAGCCAUUGGAGUAAAGGUCUUAUUGGUCAGGCACAGUUGACCAAGGCAGAGCGGAAGCAGGCCACAGUCCUGCCUGUGGCAUAUGUUGCAGCCCUGGAACGUUUGCUUGAAGAUGAAUCGGUCAAUAGCUUUGAUCGUUAUGCCUGCGGUGCCAUCUUGUUUGGGAUCUUUUCCAGGAGCCGAGUUUCGGAUUUGCGAAAGACUUUCGGUUGGUUCCUUGACUUCAGUGAACUUGUAAGCGGAGGCGAAGGUUUCAUUGAGUGCAAGACCCGAGAUCACAAGACGGCCAAUGCUGUGGCGCAUACAGGCUUCAGCAUGCCUUUGGUGGCGCCCGCGCGGGGUGUUACAUCUUCGGCUUGGGCUGUGACAUGGGCCAAGGUUGCAGAUGAGGUAGGUUUGGGUUUUAGUUCCACCCGAGUAGGACCCGUGCUACCUGCGCCUGAUCAGAAGGGGGGCUGGACUCGACGAUGCGUCGAUUCAGGAGAGGUCACCAAGUGGAUGCGUGCGUUACUUGACAAGGCCGGGUGUGAUGUGCCUGAGUCGUCGACUUCGCAUGCCAUCAAAGGGACUUCUUUGAGCUGGUGCUCUAAGUUUGGAAUGGAUAAGCAUACCCGCCUGAGAUUAGGACACCACAGCAGUGGCGACGGAUCCUUGGAUGCUUAUGGGCGCGACAACCUUGCGCCAGCCCUCUUGAAAUACACCGAAAUGUUAGGAAGCAUCAGGCGAGGUGUGUUCAUGCCUGACUUGAGCAGAUCGGGACGGUUCGCCGAUCGUCCGAUUGUUAAAGUCGAAGUAUCAGAAGAUGAAACUGCAUCACCGAUCGUGCCUGUGAGUGCGGCUUCUGAUGAGGAGGGAUCGUUAGGCAGGACCACUGAGUCGUUCGAGAAGGUCGAUGCUGUUGCCAAUCCUUCAGGGGUCUCUGCAGCUUGCGGAGAACAGGACUGCGAGAGUGAAUCGAGCGACAGCUCCAGUGAGUCGGAGCCUGAGUCCGGAGAUGAAUGGGUCAAGGGCGAGGACUUCCGACAUCCAGCGAGCAAGCCUAGCACCUGGAGGCCUGAGGCCACCAUGUACAAACAUUCUAGGACUGGUGUUGUGCAUCUCAUGAGUGCUGGGAGUUCAGAUGGGCUUUUUAUUUGUGGGAGGGCCCUCACCAAUGAUCAUGUGGAAGUCAGUGGUGUGCCUUUCCUUGAGUUGCGGAAGUGCAAGCAGUGCGAUUCGGGUCGUCCUGUUAGAGAUGUUGGCAGCUUGAAUGUCGCGCUGCAGCAGAUCAUGAACUGUAGAGAGAAGUGA